CCAUAUUCCAAGAUGGCGUCGAAUUCUUGCCCCUCUAGCCUGAGGGAAUGCAACAGCCUUUAGAUCAUCACCGGAGAAGUCCACAGCAUAGCAGGAGAUGCUCUUGGAUAUUAUGUACAAUAUCUACUGGCUGAGAGUACCAGUACACUAGAUGUUCUUGGAUAAUACACGCAUCUAAUUGGCUAACUGUUUCAUCACAUCUGGCAUGCGAGGACAUCAAGUGGUGCUGAAGAAGACAUCACAGUGCUGCCCCUGAUCGAUGUGGGCAAUCUCAAGGAAAGACUGCACCACAGUUAGGAUGGCAUGUGUCUCUGUCUAGACACUGCUUCAGCCAGAAGGGAUGGGGACCCAAGUCAACAUAAAGAAUAAGAUCUCUGCACUGGAUGUUCAAAUCCAUCAAGCAGCGAUUCAUCCGAAGGGCAGAUUCGAAGUGAAUGGCAACUACAUCGAAAAGUGUAAAAUGGCUGAUGUAGAUUCUUUGAAUUUGGAGAAUGGUUUUCUUCCGAAUGGUUUACCAAGAAUUAUCUCCCCUGAUGAUGAGGCCCCAUCAGAACAUCUGUGUAAUGGACAUCAGGAGGAGGUUGAGGAGGGAGAGGAGUCCUCAGGAAUAGCAGAUCAGUCCUGCUCCUCUGGAGAACAUACCAACAGUGCAGAUGCAGUUGAGGGUGAUGAUAACGACAAACUAGUGACUGUUCCAGGGUGUAAUGGUCCUCUCCCACGUGUCACGGAGGAAGUAGAGCAUGUGGACCCCACCCAGGGGGAUUCCACCCAGGGGGACGCCACUCCGGGGGAAUCCGCUCAGUCGGAUUCCGCUCAGGGCAGUGAUUCCGAGAGGACUAAGGGCGAUGAGGAGGACAAAAAGUUUGAUCCUAAGAAAGGAGUACGACUGUCACUAAACCUAAAACAUGCAUUUACUAGUUGUAGAUCUAGCAAAGAUAAGAAUCUCAAAGACAAACCACCUCUACCUGGAACAUUCAAACCAAAGUCAAGACCAGCUCCUCGCCAGUCAUGGCUGUUGCGGUUGUUCGAAUCGAAACUUUUUGACAUGUCCAUAGCUAUUUCAUAUCUAUUCAACUCCAAGGAGCCUGGUGUUCAGACUUACCUAGGUAACAAAAUGUUCAGUUUCCGUGAGGAGGAUGUUGACUUCUAUUUGCCCCAGCUACUCAACAUGUACAUUCAGAUGCAUGACGUCGCCGAGGCCAUACACCCCUACCUAGUGCACAGGUGUCGGAACAGUGUAGACUUCUCCAUCAUGGCGUGUUGGCUGCUGGGAGCAUACUCAGCAGACGUCCUCAAACCAUCAUGGAAAAACUCACAGGGUGUCAAGUUAAAAAAUAUGAUCCUCAAUGAGGAAUUACGUCCCCAACAACACUCCAAGAGCCAGUCUACCGUCACAAGCCCCACCCACCACGGGAUGAUUCUACCUGGAGCCACACCCAACUCGUUAAUGGCAGUGAAGAAAACUCAUCAUCGAUCAAAGUCAGAUGCUACAGGCAUCUAUCUGCGGCACAGUGACAGCACACCCAACAUGCAGUCUGUGGCCGGAGACCUGGCAUCCGGCAGAGCCUUCGACAAUGGGUGCACCUGCCACCAGAGCUCGGAGGCCGUCCUCAACGACCUGACGGGGAAGGAGACACUAUGUAUGUGCGAGGCUCCACGACUCAUGCCCCAGAACGAGUUUGUUCAGGCUCUGAUGAACAUCGGCAGUAGACUACAGCUCCUUCCUACCAAAGAACUAAGAACGUCUCGCCUGAUCGCAGAGCUUGCUAUGUUAAACCUGAACCUCCCUGCCCGUGUGUGGCUGCCUAUAGCUUCACAGGAUCACCAUAUUGUCAGGAUACCCCAUACACAAGCUGUUGUGCUCAACUCCAAGGAAAAGGCUCCGUACCUGCUGUAUGUUGAAAUUCUGGAGUGUGAGAACACAGCGUCCAGCCAGGUGCCGCACAAGCUGCUGGAAAACACACUCCGCUUCACCCGCUCAGAAGAGGACCUGUCUCACUACGCCACACGUACCAACGGCUCCCCCAAACCUGACUUCAGCGUCUACUCCAUGAACGGAGACUUUGAUGACGCCGACUGCUGGUCACAAGAAGAUGAUGAGAUCAUCCAGUUUGCAAUGAAGUGCCGGUCCAGUGACACAAUAUCACAGAUGUCCACCGAGAGUUCAACGAGUGCAGACAGUAAGGACCCUGUGUACAUUGCAGCAGGAGACAUAAGGAGGAGGCUGUCCGAGAAUAUCUCCGCUCCCAAAGGGAAGUUUGAGCGCGACCCUGAGGACCCAUCAGCUGCAGCCCUGAAGGAACCAUGGGAGGAGAAGGUUGAAAGGAUCCGAGAGUCCUCCCCGUACGGUAACCUCCACAACUGGCGACUGUUGUCCGUCAUCAUCAAGUGUGGCGACGACCUCCGACAAGAGCUUCUGGUUUAUCAGGUUCUACAACAGUUGAAGAGCAUAUGGGAACUGGAGCAUGUGCCGCUGCGGAUCCAGCCCUACAAGAUCGUGGUGACAUCCAACGAUAGCGGGAUGAUUGAGCCUGUCAGGAAUGCUGUGUCUCUGCAUCAGAUCAAGAAGCACAGCAAGAAGUCACUGUUGGACUAUUUCAUUCAUGAGUUUGGACCUCCAACAUCGGAAGGGUUUUUGACAGCUCAAAAGAACUUUGUUCAGAGUUGUGCUGGUUAUUGUUUGGUGUGCUACCUCAUGCAAGUGAAAGACAGACACAAUGGGAAUAUCCUGCUGGAUUCAGAGGGUCACAUUGUCCACAUCGACUUUGGGUUCAUCCUGUCCAGCUCUCCAGGGAAAAAUCUGGGCUUUGAGAACUCACCAUUUAAACUCACACACGAGUUUGUUGAGGUGAUGGGCGGUCUGGGUAGUGACAUGUUCGAGUACUUCAAGAUCCUGCUGCUGCAAGGCUUCUGUGUGUCCAGGAAGCACAUGGACAAGAUCCUGCCCAUCGUGGAGAUCAUGCAGACAGGGUCCCAGCUGCCGUGUUUCAGCAAGGGGGUCAGCACGGUGCGGGCGCUGAAGGAUCGCUUCCACUUGAACCUGACCGAGGAACAGCUGCAGCUGCUGGUGGACAACUUGGUGGAGUCCAGUCUCCACUCACUCACUACCAAACUCUACGACGGCUUCCAAUACUUCACCAAUGGCAUCCUCUGAAGCAACAACCAAUGACAGCGAAUCUUACAAAUACCAGAAGAUGCAGAUUCCGUGUUAACAAGCAUUACUAGUCUUCAGUGAAUCAGAAUUUAAACAAUAGAACUGGUUCAUUUACACCCGAGUUGUCAUACUGUGAGAGCUGGUGUUCAGUAGAGAAGGGACUCUUAAAUCAACAUCAAGGAUGGGUGUUCCGAAGAGGAAGAGCUGGUGUUCUAGCAUGGAGCUGUUAGCAGAGGAACAGUCGGUGUUCAGCCGAAGAAUAUGAGUGUUCAGCAGAGGAACAGUCAGUGUUCCGCACAGGAAAAUACAGGGAACCUGAGCGGGAGGUUUGGUAGCAUGGCAUUUGGAUGUUCCUGUGAGAAAGAAUCAUGCCAAGUGUAUAAUAACAAAUAUAUGAUGAAGUGACGCUGUGAUUUUCUUCCAGGAAAGUGUGGGUGAUUCAGAGAAUCUGGUGACCAUAACCAUUGUCAAGUGUAUCGACCUUUCUUUGUCAACUUCUGUGGCAAGAGCUAUUUCAUCUCAUCUGUUGUGGAUAUGUAGAAUAAAACACCUUCAGCUUCUCAUCUGUAGAUAUCAUAAGAUCAUCAAAUUUGGCAUCACUGUACCAAAUAAUUGAAUAAUGUCUCCCAAUAUCAAUUAUGUUGUGACUGUCUUCUGAGCAUGAUGGACAAAUGAUGCGUAUUCCCAGAAAGGAUGUUUGUGUACCGUGAACAAUGAUGGGGACUAAGUACCUAUCUCUGUAUCUUUGAUCCAGACAUUGGACAGGAAGGAUUCACCAUAAUGGUACGCUGUGAAUGAGAUUCCUUUCCAUUGAUGCUGUAAACCCCAAAUGGUUUCUAAUACUUUUCACAACUGAUGUUGGAGCAACGACAACUCUCAUGUGUUAGAACAUGCUUUUGUGAGGAUGAGAAAGGUAAUCUGUGAAUGAAUAGUCUUCAACAACGAUUCACAGAUUACCACGGUAAUGACAUGUCCGAUCAGGACUGGCCACGACUUUAGACAUCCAUAUUGAGGAUGUGCUACAGGCACAAAAGAGGGUAGAAGAACUAUGGAUGUGUUAGUCCUUGUUCGUCAUUUGAUUCCACAUUGAACCACAGGCCAUUCAGGGUUACCAUGUGCUGUGUAUAUAUGUCUGACUGUACAUCAUGAUGUGUGGUGCAUCAGCUGUUGUGUACUACCAUGUAUAAAUGUACCCCGUGGACUAUGUCACAUUGUUUAGAUUCAAAAUGGCUCUCUUGUCAAUUGUGCUACUCACUCAUACAUUUUUAACAAUCAUGGUGAUGCAUUCAUAAUUUAUUAUCCCAACACUAUAGUCAUGCUCUCACAUUUGAGCACAGCAGGUAUGGAGAGUUCUUGUUGGAUAUUGUUUAUACAAUUUUGUGGGACAUAUUUCACCAUCCUCACAAAUUGAUUGAUGGUGUUCAAGCUGAAAACAUGUUGGUUGCCGCUUUGCCUGUAAGGUGUCACGGCAGUCGAAAAUAUGUGAGGCACACUUUCUGAUCUUGUCUCUCUCUUACACGCAGUAGGAUUAAAUGGCAUAUAUUUUUUCUAUUAUCCUUCAUCAUUAGAGCUAUUUUUUACCUCCAUGUGAAGAUUCAUCGUUCGAUAAUCAUUAAUUGUCUUAUGUGUUUCUGAUCACUGUGAUUGUCAUUGUGUCAGUGGUUGUCAGUGAUAUUGGACUCUGUACUUCUGUGUGGUUAUUUAUCAACACUCUGUCAUCUGUCUCCUUGUACAUAUAGUGGAAGUACAGUACAGUACUUUCAGGACAGAAUCAGUAUUUUCUCAAGCAACCUUGCAUGUUUCAGAUCCUGGGUAAGGACAACAGCAAAGUCGAUUGUCUAGUGUAAAUGUUAAGUAUAGAAUUAAAUUAAGAUUUUUACAAAUUCAGCCAUAUUUAGCAUGCUUUGCCUGCAUUCUGUUCUCUUAGGCUUUACACUAACUUUCUGUCAAAUAGGCUUAAGUUCUCUCUCGACCUUACCUUCUUCACAUUCAGUCUAAUAUGCUUGAAAUCUACAUUCACUUUAAAAGAUUUAUUGCUUUUACUCUAUUCUGAAUUUGCCUUUAUUUAUGCACCAAGCAUUCAUCCAGGCAUUUUUUAUUGGCUCAGUGGCUAGUGAUGAAAUUUAGACAAUAUGUCACUGCAGAUUAGUGAUUUGGAUGAAUGAAUAUAUUCACUGAAAGGGUAACAAACUUUCAACAUGUCUUAUAUUUCAGGAUUGCCAAAUUGCAGGAUUUCUGUUGAAGCUUUACUGUGUUUUUGUCACAUCGUGCUAGUCAUGCCCCAGCCAAUGCAAUACAUUGAGAGACAGGAAUAGAGAGAAAGAGGGAGAGAAUGAAUGUGCGCCAACGAAUCAGAUGCUUUGUUGCUUCUGACAAAUAUGCAUUAUCGCCAAAGGUCACAUGUAAAUAUGAGCAUCUUACUUAACAUUCUUAUAACUGAUACCUUAAUGGAUACAUUAGGGGAAAUCUCAAAACAUUUUGGGACGACUUUCCAACUGUGGACUGCUGGUUUGGUGUUCUGUGGAAUUGGUCUGAUCUGAGUUGUUAGGUUUAGUCUAACUGCAAUAUGUGUCAUUAAGUCGAUGUCUUUUGGAGAAACAGUACAAAAGGUUUUGAGAUGGUCCCUGUUGCAUGUACAGCAAUUGAUGUCGUGUUUGUUGAGUAGUCCACUGGAAUGAGCUGGUUUAACAUGUAAUGAAGGGUGAGACAAGCAUGUGGUGUAUCUAAAGACACAGACUGAACAUGCUCUUUGAUGUGAGAGGCAGUGCAAUAAAAAUGUGGCAUUAAUGAAAUUAUCAGACUGCAGCACAAAGGGGAGUGUCCAAGUAGUGUAAUGUAUGUGGGAGUGACGUCAUGCACAGCAAGAGGGACAUUCUCAUGAAUUUUAAACUUGUUAUGUUUUCCAGUUUAUCAUCAUGAUCAUGUUUCUUUUUCAUUUUUAUUAACAUGUUGACACCUACCAGUGAAUAUGGGGAGUUGUCCAGUCAUUGUGAAUAUUUCAUUGAUGUCAUUUCUGGUGUAUUGUCGUUUUAACUGUAAGCAGCUGCAACCCCCUACAAAUAAACAGAAUCGAAAAGCAGAACAUAAGAUAAUAUGUCCUAGAGUUUCUUAAUCAGUCUUAAUCAUUUUGACAUGAUAUAUGAUUGGCAUAACAUGGAAAUUUGAUCAUAUCAAGGUUGUUUUUAAUUAGUUCCUUUUGAAUGUCAGUUUAAGUAUGCAUGCAAUCUCUGGAUCUAACUUAGAAUGUUGAAGGCCAAAAAUAUGGCUUCGAGUCUAAAGUAGAUGUCAUAAAAGUUCCCUAAGUGAGAUUAGAACUUUCAGAGUGAGCUUUUUAUGACUGCAAGUUAUUUUCCUGAUGAAAGGAGAAGGAAAUACUUGAUAACUAGGUUUUGCACUGAAUGCGAUGGUAAUAUGCUUCUGAAAUUAGUGAUAUGGAUUUUUGCAAAAAUACCAUGUUCUGACAAAAUAUUUAUAUUGGGCAUUUCUUCUAAAUUUGUCUCUAAGCAACCAUGGUGACAGUUAGAUAUCAAAGAAGAGUACCUAGUCCAUCAAGAUAGUUUGACAACUGCAUAUGAACAGAAUACUGCUAUAUCAUCCCGUUUGUAUUUUAUUUCUGCACUUUAUUUGACAUCCACCCAUAAUCCUUCUCUACCAUUGAAACUAAUUUUAUUAAUCAGUGUCACAGUCUAUCGUAAGCAUUUUAUAGACUGAUAACAUCUAUCAUGAGACAAGACUUUCCUGUUAAACUGUAGUCAUAUUGACCUAUUGAUGAAAGAAAAUUAUGAAAUACAUAUACUAGUACUGCUCUGGUAGCCAUUAUGUCCAAGAGGUAGCUGUUUGUUGUGUUGCCAUUGCCGCCAUCUCAUUUAACUGUACAUUGCCAAGUUUUAACUGUAAAUAUUACAUGAUGCUCAAAUAUUAUUUAUGAAUAAAACAAAUGAAAGAUGAAAA
Haliotis rubra (blacklip abalone) is the source of this 7105-nucleotide messenger RNA. RefSeq names its product phosphatidylinositol 4-kinase beta-like. Gene Ontology annotation, cellular component: cytoplasm; membrane. Gene Ontology annotation, molecular function: 1-phosphatidylinositol 4-kinase activity. Lineage: Eukaryota; Metazoa; Mollusca; Gastropoda; Lepetellida; Haliotidae. The record is from RefSeq and is a predicted model, not a curated record. Gene Ontology annotation, biological process: phosphatidylinositol phosphate biosynthetic process; phosphatidylinositol-mediated signaling.